This is a messenger RNA of Bactrocera dorsalis (oriental fruit fly), 1985 nucleotides long. RefSeq names its product hatching enzyme 1.2. The coding region runs from base 195 to 1385 and encodes 396 amino acids. The record is from RefSeq and is a predicted model, not a curated record. Gene Ontology annotation, biological process: proteolysis. Gene Ontology annotation, molecular function: metalloendopeptidase activity; zinc ion binding. NCBI's taxonomy places the organism in Eukaryota, Metazoa, Arthropoda, Insecta, Diptera, Tephritidae. The transcript has 2 exons.
GGCUCAUACAUUCGUAGAGUAUAUAAACUAAAGCUCUGCAGUAGAAAGAGCACAGUUCGAAGGCAUUGUUCUAAAGCGUAACAUAAAGUUUAACCACAGCAAUCAAAAUUCCAAGCGGCCUCGAAAGAUUUUAACCAAACUACAGUUAAUUAUUGAGUUCCUCACGUUCAUACUCAACAUCUUCCUUCAAUACAAUGGCAAAGCACCCUAAAACUUUACUAUUCGCGCUUGCGCUUUUUUGCCAUAUAAUGCUGCAGCUCCAAGCUUCUCCGUUGAUUGGCAGCAGCACCUACUAUGACGAUGACGACGAUGACACGGAGGUGUUGGAGAUCGAUUUGAAUAGCAUUGAUGAUCUCGUAAAUGGUGGCGGUGAGGAGGGAACACAGGCGAUUGACUUGAGCUUUUAUGGCAAUGCGCUUUACGGCAUGCCCGAUAAUGAAGUGACAGCCCAGUUGGUGGCUAACUAUACAGCCGAAGAGUCGGCGGUUAAUCCAGAGGAGUUGGGUUCCUACCUGGAGGGCGACAUCUUAGUGCCAUUUGGAAGGGUGUCUGCCAGAAAUGGCAUUAUUACGCUAAGUUCACGUUGGCCUAACGGUGUGGUGCCGUUCGAAAUACGCGGUAACUUUAAUGCACGCGACAUGUCUACCAUCGAGCAUGCUAUGGACGAGUAUCAUCGUCGCACCUGUAUACGUUUUGUGCCACGUAGCCGUGAGAGUGAUUACAUUUCGAUUGUGAGUGGCAAUUCGGGUUGCUGGUCGUCGGUAGGACGUGUGGGCGGCAAACAAGAGGUGAAUCUGCAAUCGCCUGGUUGUCUCAGCAAGCCCGGCACCGCAAUGCACGAACUGAUGCAUGCACUGGGUUUCCUACACGAACAGAAUCGGCAGGAGCGUGACUCAUAUGUGGAUAUAAUGAUGGAGAAUGUACAACCAAAUGCAGUGUCGAAUUUCGAAAAGGCUCAACAUACCGUUGCUUAUGGUGUACCUUACGAUUAUGGCAGUGUGAUGCAUUAUUCGGCGAACGCUUUCUCGCGUAACGGUCGUCCGACAAUCGUGGCUGUGCAACCGGGCGGCAGUCAACGUAUGGGUCAACGUGAAGGAUUCUCAACCUAUGAUAUUGAAAAGUUGAAUAAAAUGUACAAUUGUGAUGGGCCAGCUAUUGGCGGUGGAGUUGGUGCUGGUGGAAAUGGCAUGGGCGCCAUUGCGCCAGCUCCAGCACCAGUUGCAGUGCCGGCACCAGCGCCUCAACCCGCGCUGCCAGCUCCUGUUGGCCAAGCAGGAAAUGCAAACUUGAUUGGCAGUUUUCUAGGUGGUCUUAUUAGUGGUUUGGGACUGGGCGAAGAGAUCAACAAUGUUGAUGUGACAACGGAGCCAACAAAUGACAUAUAAAGGGAAACAUUAUGAUGGAUGACGGAAACACCCCAACGAAAGUAUAAGUUCCUUGCAAGUAGCUCGAUGAUCAUUACUCCACUCUAGUUUAAAAACUCGAAUUUCAAAUGCAGUAUUAUAAUUUAUUUUAAGAGCUUAAGAAUAAAGCAAAAAAACAGAUUUUUAAUUAUUUCUCUAUUCAUUGAGUUCACUGAACUAUAGCUCGUCACUUUACCGAUAAAAAUAUCGAAACGUUAAGACAAUAAGACUUUACUCAUAAAUUUAAAAUUCUUAAUUUUUUAAUAAAAUGUAUGUCGUCCCGCUCUAAAGUAAUCACCUUUGCUAACAAUACACUUCUGCCAACGUUUUUUCCAAUCCUCGGAACAGUUGUUAAUGUCAAUUUCCGGAAUAGCCGGCCCAUAAUUUCGGCCUCUUUUCACGAAUAGCUUCGCGCAAACGACGUACAACGACGCAAUACAAAUAAUAUUCCUUUUUGACAGUUUGACCUGUCGUAAGGAAUUCGGAGUACACCAAGCCUCUGCAAUUGAGGAAAACUAUCGACAUAACUUUGAUUUUUGACCUGCUUUGACGUGUUUCUUCGGUUUCGGCUCACACUUGCCA